This is a messenger RNA of Puma concolor (puma), 717 nucleotides long. Lineage: Eukaryota; Metazoa; Chordata; Mammalia; Carnivora; Felidae. The record is from RefSeq and is a predicted model, not a curated record.
AUGAGAAUGUGGAUACAGACCCGCCCCUCCUCAGUUCCCUAUAAGGGCUGAGGACCCAGGACUGCAGGUUCACUCAUCAUGAGGGCUUCCAUGAAACCGGGGACCUUCUUGCUGGCCUUCACUCUGCUCUGCACCCUCCUAGGUCUGGGGUGCCCACUGAGCUGUGAAGUGUGCAGGGGCUCCGGGCCCACGUGCAGCGGAAAAAUGAAGACUUGCGAGGCCGGCAAGGACGCAUGCGUGGUCGUCGUGGGGGAGUCCUGCACAAAGGGCCGCCACGCGGUGAACACCUACAAGGCCUGCAUGAAGUACAGCGACUGCUACUCGGGAUUCGUGUCCACCACGAUGGGCCCCAAGGACUACAUGGUGUCCAACACGCGUUGCUGCCAGAGCGACGGCUGCAACCAGGGCUCGGUGCCCCCUCCCCAGAACAAUCGUACGGAGAACGGCCUCCAGUGCCCGGCCUGCAUCGCGCCCUUUCAGGAGACAUGCCCCGGGACCCAGGCAGCCCGCUGCGUUGGCCAGGAAACCCACUGCGUCUACUUCGCUGGCAACGUGCAGGCCGGUCUCAUCACCCCCAAAUUUGCCACUCGGGGCUGUGCUACGGAGAGUGCCUGCUUCGCCAAGGCGGGGGCGCAGGUGCCUUCAGCCUCUUAUCUGUACUUCCUCCGCCGAGCAGACUGCCUUCCAGCCCGCCAGGCCCCUAGCAGGGCGGAGUAA